AUGAAGUCGCCGCCAGAGAGUAGGGACCCCAAGUUGUAUUGUCACUUUCAUAGUGACAUUGGACAUGACACCAAAGAGUGUAAGAGCCUGAAAAAGGCACUGGAUGGACUAGCCUCUAAGGGAUUCCUAAAGAGUUAUAUCAGCAAGAACACUGUAGGUUCUGGAAAACCGUUCUACAAAAAGAAUAAAUCACCUCCCUCGGAAGAGGAUGGAAACCGUACUGAUCCAGAGUUUGUGGCCGUCAUAUCAGGAGGGUUGGCCGCCGGGGGUCCAACCAUGAGGGGUCAGAAAGAUUAUGCCAAGCGGCUGGGGCAAGUGAUGUUGUCAGGAAAGGCCACAACCGACCCCUUCCCAAAAGUGGAGAUUGGCGAGGCCGACCGGGGAAAAAUAGCCACCCCACAUGAUGAUCCACUGGUAAUCGAGUUGAAGGUUGCCAAUCUGAGGGUUAGGCGCAUUCUGGUUGAUACAGGGAGUACGUCAGAUAUAAUUAGCCUUGAGUGUUUAAACCGACUACAGCAUGAUUCCUCAAAAAUAGAGAAAAUUCACUAUCCUAUUAUAGGCUUUGGAGGUAGUAUCAUCCAUCCAGUUGGCAUCAUUUCUCUCCCUCUGCGGAUGGGAAAUAAGAAAGAGUCUCGUCAAAUGGACGUCCGUUUCCUCAUAGUAAAAGAUCUGACUGCCUAUAAUAUUAUAUUGGGGCGUCCUACUUUGAACAAGGCAAAGGCUGUUAUUGUUACUCACUUGAUGCUUCUAAAGUUUGUCUGUGAUUAUGGGAGCGUCAGCACCAUACAUGUUAAUCAGCAGCAAGCUAAAAACUGCUAUUUAACCACGCCGAAUUCAGAGGCAUGGGGGUCAGGGGAAGAGAAAGAUGUGUUAGAUAAGCCAGGUAGAGUAGUGCCCAUUGGAAUUUCUCCUGAUGACCCGCUAGCGGCAGAGUUGGUCAACCUAUUGAGAGAAUUUGAAGAUAUCUUUGCUUUUACUGUUGAAUAG
This is a messenger RNA of Spinacia oleracea (spinach), 987 nucleotides long. RefSeq lists its product as uncharacterized. Bases 1 to 987 code for a protein of 328 amino acids. The transcript has 2 exons. The record is from RefSeq and is a predicted model, not a curated record. NCBI's taxonomy places the organism in Eukaryota, Viridiplantae, Streptophyta, Magnoliopsida, Caryophyllales, Amaranthaceae.